Messenger RNA from Racocetra fulgida, 375 nucleotides. The record is from the annotation of a GenBank genome assembly. NCBI's taxonomy places the organism in Eukaryota, Fungi, Glomeromycota, Glomeromycetes, Diversisporales, Gigasporaceae.
AUGACAAAGCCAAAAAAAAAUCAUAUUAACAAAGAUCGGUUAAAAAAUAUUACAACUAAACCCAGAACCAGAGAUCUUGAAUUAGAAGAGCUUCUAAAGUUUAAAACAAUUAUUCAAGAUAAAGACAGACCUGCUGAAAGUUUACUAGAAUCUAAGUACAAAAGUGAAUUCAUUGGUGAUUUUUUUAACAAUAGCUCAUCUGGAGAUGAUAUAGUGGCUGGUCAGGAUGAAACAGAGUCAGAGGAAUCUGAACCAGAUGAGGAUGUUUUAAUAAAUAGUAGUCAAGAAUCAAGCGAUUCUGAUUAUGAUGAUCUUGAAGACCAUAAAUUUUCUAGUUCAGACAUUGAACUAGAUGACUCUUGGAUACUGUUAUAG